Molecule: messenger RNA, 486 nt
Organism: Paramecium tetraurelia
Lineage: Eukaryota; Ciliophora; Oligohymenophorea; Peniculida; Parameciidae
Exons: 3
Source: RefSeq, a predicted model, not a curated record
AUGCAAGAAAUAGAAGCAAAGAAGCAAUUAAAGGCAAGCGAAGGAGCUCACUUUUUUUACACUUUGAUAUUCCUUUCAGCCUCUGGAAUAAUAGAGACUUAAUUUAUUGAACAGAAAUGCAAUCAGAAUUUGCAAUUGUUUGUUCAUUUAGUAUUCUAUGGAUUGAUCAUCUGGGGUACUUAUAUAUUGAUCACAUUAAUACCACGAUAUAAAAAUGCUGCAAUCAACUUGUUUUUCAAUUUUCUUGAUAUUUGUUUUGGGAUAUACAUAGCAUUAUUAUUGUUUUAUGGAGGACGUAUGUAUAUGGCACCAAACGAUUGCCAAUCCGAAGCUCCUGCUUUAUACUUCUUCUUGGAGACAUUUUUGUUGGUUAACGGCAUCAUAUUUGCUAUAUUGUUUUUAGCAUUUGUGUCGUAUGUGUUAAAGAGAUUUUCGAAAUCAUAAUAAGUUUAUGAGGAAGGGAAAGAUGAAUUUUAUGAUGCAUGA